CUUCUAGAAGGCGAACGUGUGACUGUCCGUUACAUGCCCUGCCUCCACGCGCCCGUCCGACAACCCUCCUUUUCCCCCCUCUAUUACGCCAUCAGCCGCCUCCUCGAUUCAUGCAAGACCCUGCUCAGCGUUGGCCGGGUAGCCGCAAGCAAUUGCCUGAGGCACCUUCUUUAUAGACUGGCGGCGGUUUGUGUGGCCACCUAAGGCUUGGAACACGCAGGGGAAUGGGCGCUUGUAGAUGAUGUAAUCAUCCAGGGUCGUCGGCUCAGAAGGCCCCGCAAUGUGUGAGCGGUCUAUGAGAGGCGGCUGGGAGCGCUGCCACGCGUGGGGGUGGGGAUGGCAGCCGCAGUAGAGCAGAGGAUGUGGGGCGCUGGUUUCCGUACAGAACCAGGCACCCUGCAGUAGCGCGGUCCCGGCGCGGGGCGCAGCCAUGCCGUGGCUCCCAGUUCAAAGGCUUAUCCCGGCCGUGAAGGGCUUGUGCAGCUUAUCAGGAUGCAAGUCCUGUUUCUUUCGGAGAUUAUCCAUCCAGCCUGCCCAGCAGAGGAAGAUUCCAAACAGGUACCUGGGACAGCCCAGCUCCUUCACACAUCCACACCUUCUCAAACCAGGGGAGGUAACACCGGGAUUGUCACAGGUGGAAUAUGCUCUACGCCGGCACAAGCUGAUGACUUUGAUCAAGAAAGAGGCGCAAGAGUGGGGUGGGGUGGACCACACAGUGAUUCUGCUGUCCAACCCCACCUACUACAUGAGCAACGACAUCCCAUACACCUUCCACCAGGACACCAACUUCCUGUACCUGUGUGGGUUCCAGGAACCUGACAGCAUCCUGGUGCUGCAGAGUUUGCCUGGCAAGACACUGCCAUCCCACAAGGCCAUGCUCUUUGUACCACGGCGAGAUCCAAGCCGAGAGCUGUGGGAUGGGCCACGGUCAGGCACAGAUGGGGCAGUAGCUUUGACAGGAGUGGAUGAAGCUUACCCCAUAGAGGAGAUUAGACACCUGGUAACCAAACUGAAAGGUGAAUCGAACAUGGUUUGGUAUGAUUCUGCAAAGCCAGUGCACACACAGCUCCACUCUGACUACCUGCAGCCUCUGGCCGAAAUCAAAGCUGGGAGCAAAAACCGCAUCCGAUCUAUUCGUCAUCUAGUGCAACAACUCCGGCUGAUCAAAUCCGUUGCAGAGAUCGAGAGGAUGAAGGUUGCCGGAAGGGUGACAUCAGAGGCUUUUAUAGAGACAAUGUUUGCCAGCAAAUCCCCAGUGGAUGAAGCAUUUCUGUAUGCUAAGUUUGAAUUUGAAUGCCGGGCACGAGGGGCUGACAUCUUGGCUUACCCACCUGUGGUUGCUGGUGGCAACAGGUCGAACACCUUGCACUAUAUAAAAAACAACCAGCUUAUCAAGGAUGGAGAAAUGGUCUUACUGGAUGGUGGGUGUGAGUCUUCCUGCUACGUAAGUGACAUCACUCGUACCUGGCCCAUCAAUGGCAGGUUCACUGAUCCCCAAGCAGAGCUGUACCAGGCUGUCCUGGAGAUCCAGAAGUCCUGCCUGAGCCUCUGCUCUCCUGGUGUGAGCCUGGAGAAUAUCUACAGCCUCAUGCUGAGCCUUAUGGGACAGAAGCUGAAAGAGCUGGGGAUCCUAAAGAAAAGCACCACUGAGAACCACCUCUUCAAGGUUGUUCGGAAGUACUGCCCGCAUCAUGUGGGCCAUUACCUGGGUAUGGAUGUUCAUGACACACCAGACAUGUCCCGAUCACUCCCACUCCAGCCAGGCAUGGUGAUAACCAUUGAGCCAGGCAUCUACAUCCCCCAGGAUGACAUGGCCGCCCCAGAGAGGUUACGUGGCCUCGGUGUGCGCAUUGAGGAUGACGUUGUGGUGAUGGAGGACGCGCCCCUGAUCCUGUCUGCAGACUGCCCCAAGGAGAUCUAUCAUGUCGAGCAGAUCUGUGGCCGCAGCCUGUGAUUGCUCUCCUCUGCCUUAUACACCCUCCGUGGGUUCCUCAGGAAAUGUACUCCCCCAUAGGCAUGCAGUGAUAUAUAUUUCUGUGAAUGGACCUGGUUGUAGGGCAGUGAGGGUGGGAGGUUGGGAUGGAAGUUGUUGCUGUGUGGACUCUGUAGUUAGGACAGGGAAUUGGAUUGUUAAUGGCUCAGGUAACAUGACUGUUAGAAAGCGAAGAAACCAUUUAUUUACAUAGUUAACAUCUGUUCUAGUUAGUGCUGAUUUAAAGAUCUAGAAUGCAGGAGGCGGAUCUCUCCACUCCUGUUCUCGUGCACAUGAUCUGUUUCAGUUCUGUCAGCAGGACAGUAGCGCGCCUUUCCCCCUCCGCACCGCCCCCCCCUUUCUUCCUUGCGGGUCCUUGAACUGGAUGCAGUGGCUGAGGGCCAGGUGCCACACGUUGCCCUUUGUUGGCCGUUUCACACCAGCCCAGUCAGACACCGAUGGAAGUGAAAAUGUUCAAAAAUUUGUAUGGGAGAGGGGGCAAGUGGGUUGUUUUGGGCUUCUGUGGAGCAAUGACAAGAGGAGUUUUGGGAGACAGAAAGAUGGGGUCGGGUUGUGGGUAGUUUGCAUUGAUGCAGAAGAAUUUUAGCAUCUAGGGAAGAGAAUACGUUAGGCUCUCUUUCUAGGAGGUUUGAGAAAGAUUGGCAAUAGGAAGGAGGGGUCAUCUGAAGGCAUACAGCAGUAUAGGUUGGGAGUUGGGAGAGGGGACUGACUGGGUUCAGUGCACUUGGUGCAUGUUUGGAUUGCCCAUUCAUCCAGCCUUCUGGUCUCUUCUCCCCCUCCCACCCUCUCCAGAUUCUCAGCUCCAGACUUCCACUCUACCUCCCCCACACCCUACCCCCAGUUCUUCUACCUGAGAUCAACUUGAUUGCACUGGUCCUCACUGAUGAGCUGCUGUCUCUCUAGUUCAAAUGUGUACAUUAGUGUACAGCUGUGUCUGGGACAGUCAAAAUCCCAUCCAGUGCUUGAAUGGCAGGUGCAGGCAACCACACCAAUGCCCCUCAAGCAGCCCAGAAUGUAUUUUGUAACUUGUUAAGAGAGAAAAAUAACCUCUAGUAGGGGGUUCCAGUAGUCUCCCCUUUGAAAGUUUUUUGAACAUAUAGGUCACCUGCCUUUUGGUGCUUUCCAAGUUUUGGUUUUUUAAAAAUUUUUU
Chelonia mydas (Green sea turtle) is the source of this 3143-nucleotide messenger RNA. RefSeq names its product X-prolyl aminopeptidase 3 (gene XPNPEP3). The record is from RefSeq and is a predicted model, not a curated record. The transcript has 10 exons. Gene Ontology annotation, molecular function: manganese ion binding; metalloaminopeptidase activity. The coding region runs from base 431 to 1954 and encodes 507 amino acids. NCBI's taxonomy places the organism in Eukaryota, Metazoa, Chordata, Testudines, Cheloniidae. Gene Ontology annotation, cellular component: mitochondrion.